AUGGCGGCCGCCGCUGCAUCCGCUGAGCUCAACCCGAGCAACAGCUCGAAGAACACCCUCAAGCUCGAAAAUGUUGACUUGCCCCUCCCUCUCCAUCGCAUGCACCCGACCGAGAAGCGUGACAACUUGAUCGCAAUUGAGAAGAAGUACCAGGCACAAUGGAAGGCCAACAAGGUUUUCGAAGUCGACGCCCCCUCCUUCGAUGAGGUGCCCCAAGGCUCCAUGACCCCCGCCGAGAUGCGCGAGAAGCACCCCAAGUUUUUCGGAACAAUGGCCUAUCCUUAUAUGAAUGGAACUCUUCACGCCGGUCACGCCUUCACUGCCAGCAAGGUCGAGUUCAUGACUGGUUUUGCCCGCAUGGAGGGCAAGCGUGCCCUGUUCCCUCUUGGAUUCCACUGCACUGGUAUGCCCAUCAAGGCUUGUGCGGAUAAGCUGCGCGACGAGGUCAAGCUCUUUGGCCAAAAUUUCGAAGGAUACAGCGAGGAGGAGGCCGCCGCUCCCGCCGCUCCCACUCAGGAGUCUAAGCCAGAGGCUAAGGAGCAAGCCGAGAAGUUCUCCGGCAAGAAGAGCAAGGCCGCUGCCAAGACCGUCAAGAUGAAGUACCAGUUCCAGAUCAUGCUGGCCAUUGGUGUUCCACUGGAGGAUAUUCACAAGUUUGCCGAUGCCAACCACUGGCUGCAACACUUCCCGCCCCUUGCCAUCCGUGAUCUCGACAGCAUGGGCGCUCGAGUCGACUGGCGCCGUCAAUUCGUCACUACCGAUGCCAACCCGUACUACGACGCUUUUGUGAGAUGGCAGAUGAACCGCCUGCACGAGCUCAACAAGAUUAUGUACGGCCAAAGAUACACCAUCUACUCCCCCAAGGAUGGCCAGCCUUGUAUGGACCAUGAUCGAACUGAGGGUGAGGGUAUUGGUCCCCAGGAAUACACUGCUCUGAAGCUUCAGGUCAAGGAGUGGUCACCCAAGGUUGCUGAACUUGUCAAGGCUAGCAACGUCGAAGAUGACGCGAAGGUAUACUUCGUGCCCGCAACUCUUCGCCCUGAGACCAUGUAUGGUCAGACAAAUUGUUUUGUUGGCCCUAAGGUUACUUACGGCCUGUUCAAACUGAAGGAGAAGGAAUAUAUCGUCGUGACUAAGCGUGCUGCUUGGAACAUGGCUUUCCAGGGCCACUUUUUCAGCGAGUUCCCCAAGUCCCAGGACGAGCUGCCUCUUGUCUUCGAGGCCCCCGGUUCCGACUUUGUCGGUACCCUGAUUAAUGCUCCCCUGUCCUUCCACACUGAGGGUGUAUACAUUCUGCCCAUGGAUGGCGUCUCUGCUACCAAGGGUACCGGUGUUGUGACUUCCGUUCCCUCUGACAGCCCUGACGACUAUGCCACUCUCAUGGACCUGAUCAAGAAGGCUGACUUCUACGGCAUCAAGAAGGAGUGGGCCGAGAAGGAGAUCCACCCCCUUAUCGAGACCCCUACCUACGGUAACCUGACUGCCCCCACUCUCGUUAAGCAGCUGAAGAUCAACUCCCCCAAGGAUGUUACCCAGCUGGCUCAGGCCAAGGAGCUUGCCUACAUGGAGGGUUUCUAUAAGGGAACCAUGAUUGUUGGCGAGUUCAAGGGUGAGCCUGUCAGCGCUGUUAAGGACAAGAUCCGCAAGUCUCUCAUUGAGAGUGGUGAUGCCUUCCCCUUCGCCGACCCCAUGGGCAAGGUUGUCAGCCGCAGUGGCGACGACUGUGUUGUUGCUUACCUCGGCCAGUGGUUCCUGAACUACGGUGAGAACGAUGCCGAGUGGCAGAAGGAGACAUUAAAUCACGUCCUGCACAACUUGAACACCUACUCCAACGAGACAAAGAAUGGUUUCGAGAAGAACCUGUCGUGGCUGAACCGCUGGGCCUGUGCCCGAACUUACGGUCUCGGUUCCAAGCUGCCUUGGGAUCAACAAUUCCUGGUCGAGAGUUUGAGUGAUAGUACCGUCUACAUGGCUUACUACACUAUCGCUCAGCUUCUGCACGGUGACCGGUACGGCAAGACUACUGGUCCCCUGGGCGUUACUGCUGACCAGAUGAUCGACGAGGUGUGGGACUAUAUCUUUACUCGUCGUGAGAUUAGCGACGAUCUCAUCUCCAAAUGUGGCAUUUCCAAGGAGGCUCUGCAAAAGAUGCGCCGCGAGUUCGAGUACUGGUACCCUCUUGACGUCCGUGUCUCUGGCAAGGAUCUCAUCCAAAACCACUUGACUUUCUUCCUUUACAUUCACGUUGCUCUAUUCCCGCCCGAAGUCUGGCCAAGAGGUGUGAGGGCUAAUGGACAUCUUCUACUCAACGGUGAGAAGAUGAGCAAGAGCACUGGUAACUUCCUGACUCUGAAGGAUUCUGUGGAGAAAUAUGGUGCUAUUGCAACGCGCAUAGCCUUUGCAGACGCCGGAGAUUCCAUCGAAGAUGCUAAUUUUGAGGAGAGUGUUGCCAACAGCAACAUUCUGCGUCUGCACACUCUGAAGGACUGGAUUCAGGAGGUUGUCAACGACGAGUCCCUGCGUACCGGCCCGGCCGAUGCCUUCGCUGACAAGCUCUUUGACAACGAGCUGAACAGCCUGGUCCGUGAGACAGAGAAGCACUACCAAAACACUGAUUUCAAGCUCGCCCUGAAGUCUGGUCUGUAUGACUUCACCAGCGCUCGUGACUCCUAUCGUGAGGCAGCCAUUGCCGCCGGCAUUGCGCUCAUGUUGGCCCCAAUUGCCCCGCACUGGUCCGAGUACAUCUGGCUUGAGGUUCUCAAGAAGCCCGAGACUAUUCACUUUGCCAGGUUCCCUGUUGUGCCCGAGCCCUCUCACGAACUCUCCGCUGCCCAGGCUUACGUCCGCGGCACUGCAUCCAACAUCCUGUCUUCCGAGGGUAGCUUCGCUAAGAAGUUGUCCAAGGGCAAGGCCUCAGCCUUUGACCCGCGCAAGCCCAAGAAGCUCACCAUCUUCGCCGCCAAGAAGUAUCCCGCCUGGCAAGAGAAGUACAUUGACCUCGUCCGCGAUGCUUUCGAUACCCUGAACAUUUCGUUCAACGACAAGGAACUCAACGCCAAGGUCGGCAAGCUUGGUGAGAUGAAGAAGGCCAUGCCUUUCGUUCAAACCCUCAAGCGCCGCCUGGUGAAUGGCCGCGAGUCCCCCGAGAACGUCUUUGAGCGCAAGCUGCCCUUCGACGAAUUCGCCGUUCUUGCUGAGAUGCUUGACGGUCUGAAGCGUACCUCGGGCUACAAGCUGGUCGAGGUUAUUGCCGUUGACGAGGGUGGCAAGACUGGCGAGGUUGUUGGUACUGGCGAGAAGCGUGAGGGUCUUCAGGCCGAGAAUGCUGUGCCUGGCCAGCCUACCUUCAUCUUCUCUAACGUUGAGUAG
Penicillium cosmopolitanum is the source of this 3369-nucleotide messenger RNA. RefSeq names its product leucine--tRNA ligase CDC60. Bases 1 to 3369 code for a protein of 1122 amino acids. Gene Ontology annotation, biological process: leucyl-tRNA aminoacylation. Lineage: Eukaryota; Fungi; Ascomycota; Eurotiomycetes; Eurotiales; Aspergillaceae. The record is from RefSeq and is a predicted model, not a curated record. Gene Ontology annotation, molecular function: ATP binding; leucine-tRNA ligase activity; aminoacyl-tRNA deacylase activity. The transcript is spliced from 5 exons.